Messenger RNA from Chanos chanos (milkfish), 1191 nucleotides. It is a transcript of the gene tmem121b, whose product is annotated as transmembrane protein 121B. NCBI's taxonomy places the organism in Eukaryota, Metazoa, Chordata, Actinopteri, Gonorynchiformes, Chanidae. The coding region runs from base 1 to 1191 and encodes 396 amino acids. The record is from RefSeq and is a predicted model, not a curated record. The transcript has a single exon.
AUGAUCGCAGAAAUUAUUUCAAAUAAUCCCGUGGUCAGCAAACCUCAACACGACGCGGUAAUUUGCCCCGACUCACCGGUCUCACCAGAACACGGACAGCUGUUUAUUAGAGGCAGCGCGUCCAGGAGGGGCACACAAACAUCCACUGGCAGUGCCAACCCGGAGGAGAGCAGCACCCAGCCCCUGGUCUCUUCAGCUGCCGCCGUCUCGGCUGACACCAUGACAUCGGGCGAAUUCAUGCAAACCACCCCUCUGCUCAUCCAGAGAUCCAAGAAAAACCUAUUUUAUAAAAUUCUCUGUUUUCUCGUGCUGAUUUUCCAGGGCGGUGUCUUAGAUUUCUACCUCAUCAUAUUCACUGAUCUGUACUGGUGCUCGUGGAUAGCUACUGACCUGGUGGUUGUGUCGGGCUGGGCUAUUUUUUACAUGAAAAACGCCAGGAGCAAGCGUGAGCGAGCCUGUGGGUUUCACCAAAAGAGCUCCAUAUUCGGCUGCAAUCUUGGGGAGUUCACCUUUGCCUACUUGGCAUGGCUUAUUUACGUGAUUGCGUGCACUCCAAAAGUGGUGCUCAUUUUGGAGACAUCCAUUCUAGAUCUCAUUGCGCUGAAAGUACCUUUCGGGAUUACUGGCUUCAAGAUUAUAAUUUUGCUGUCAGGACCUUUGCUUUUCUGCCUCACCAAUUCCAUUAUUGAAGAUCCAAAUGGUGCAACGCGUUAUCACUCACAAAGUUGCUUUAUGAGUACGUGCGUGGAUGUGCUGGACACCUUCACUCUUGUUGAGAUGCUUCUAAAGCAUGAGAUUUCCAGCGUGUACCUGAAGUACACGGUCAUCUCUGUGUAUUUCGUCGCACUUGGCGUUCCAGUCAUAUGGCUGUAUGAGCUGACGGCUUCGCAGAUGCACUGUCGUUGGAUUUGGGCGCGGUUUUUCACUGGUGUGCUGGUCAACGCACCGUUGUUAGUGGUGAGAUGCUUCUUAGUCUAUGUUUACAAUAUGCCCAUAUCUGUCUUCAUGUUCAAAAACAUAUUUUUCUUGGUUUGUAAGUGCCUUGAGUUGGGUGAGCAGUGCUUUACCGUGAGAGGGAUUCGGAGACUGGCUCGUGGAAACAACCCAGCCCAGUUCUCUCACUGCGUCUCCGAAAACGAUAUGUGUCCUCAUGGUUAUGUAAACACACUGGCUGUCAACACUCAGUCAUAG